Messenger RNA from Moesziomyces aphidis, 2457 nucleotides. Lineage: Eukaryota; Fungi; Basidiomycota; Ustilaginomycetes; Ustilaginales; Ustilaginaceae. The record is from the annotation of a GenBank genome assembly.
AUGGCCGAAUCCAAGAUCAAGACCAUCAAGACGUACAGGAACCGAAAGUCCAUAAGCAGCUCUCGAGAAUCCACCUCUUCUGCGCCCGCCAGCCCUCCUUCCCCGGCGUCAUCACUGUCUUCCGUCGAGGACGAGGUGAUUCUCAUUCCUCCCUCCGCUCAUCCGCCACCAACGCGCCAGCCGCCGCCACCACCCUCUGCCACUCCGGUCCGCACCGCUUACAAACGCAACGCGGCUCAGGCUGCUCAACAGAACAUCCAGCAAUUGCAUCAGUCGUAUGCCGAUUUUGACGGAUUCGAUACCAGCGACACAGCUUCAUCUUCCAAAAAGAAGCGCCUCUCCAACGGCGUCCGCACCAAAGUCGAGCAGGACAGCAUAUCGCGACCCUCGACCCCAUCCUCGGCCCCUCCAACCACCACCCAUCCCCGCAAGGCUGCAAGAAAGCAAGCCUCGCAGUCGACAUCCUCAGCCGCAAGGACUCCCGCCCCCCUACGCGGUCGGCGCUUCCAAGACGACCAGGGCGUCGUUUGGGAGCUCCAAGUGGGUAGCUGUCAAGCAGCUCACAACAGGAACUGGCGCAAGUGCGUCCAUUGCAUAACAAAGCGCGCCGGCGACACUUGCCGCUUUGUCGACUUUCGCGCUUUCCAAGUCGAUCCACACACCGACAAAAUCACGCCUCCAGACCAGGACCACACCUCGCAUCCAGCCUUCCUCUUUUCACCCGACUCGGACGAGGUGAUGGACCUGCCCAUAGGUCGCGCCAUCUCCCCCGCGCACCUUUCCCAAGUGCAAGGCGACGUCGCCAGAGCGCUACUGCCCGUCCUCGAGGCAGAGCUCGAGCACGCACGCCUCCCAAACCUCCUUCGAAGGCCGCGCGAGACCACAUGCCGUCAGAUGUGCGAAUUUUGCGCAACCAGCAUCUUUUCCGCCAGCUGGUUCUGCCGUCGCUGCGGUAGGGAGUACUGCGCCGACUGCAAACAUAGCAUCGACCAUUCCGACUCCAUCGACCAUUCCGACUCGUUGGAUCGUCAGCUCGCCAAGAGAAUCUUGCGAUGCGACCAAACUCUGCCGCAUGCCACCGCAGAUCUCGUCCCACUCACGCGCUUCGACGAGGCGCUCCUCGAGCAGGAAGUCUCCGCCAUGCGCCAGAUGCUCACCGACGCCAAGACGGACGGCGUCCGAGCUUCCGCACCGGCACACGACGCCCCCGCCGCCGCAGCGUCGACCUCCAACGAAGCUUCUGAGCAAUUCAUGCCGAAGACGGAGGAUGAACAACGCACGCCGGUCAAUUGGAAAGACGUGCCAACGAAUCAGGCAGGCAUCACAGCCGACCGCAUCGUCGGACAUCUCGAUCUGCGCACCUUCGACAGGGCUUCAUUCGACACCGACGACUUUCGAUGCGAGUGGGCCCACGGCGAGCCCUUGCUGGUGCGCGAUGUCACUGGGCCAAUGCAUCAUCCGUGGGGGCCCGAUGCGCUGCAGUCGCGCUACGGUCGCGAUCACUGCCUCAUUGUGCGCUCGGACGUCGAGAUUGCCGAGCCCAAGCAGGUGUCCGUGGGCGACUUCUUUGCCACCUUUGGCCAGGACGAUACUUCAAAGCAAGCGGCGCUCGGACGCGGCCAUUGGAAGCUCAAGGACUGGCCGCCCUCCGCCGAGUUCAAGGCCGAGUUCCCCGAGCUCUACGAUGACUUCAACAGGGUCGUGCCGGCGCCCGACUACACCACUCGCGAGGGAGUGUUGAACCUAGGCAGCUGCUAUCCCACUGGCGUCAUCCAGCCGGAUCUCGGGCCCAAAAUGUACAACGCCUGGCCGGGCAGCGAGGCGCCCGGCGGCAAUGGCACCACCAGAUUGCACAUGGACAUCGCGGAUGCCGUCAACAUCAUGCUGCACGCUUCGCCGCCCACCGGCGAUGACGUCCCGGAGGAGCACCGUCCGGGCGUGGCGGCGUGGGAUAUCUUCCGCGCACAAGACGCCGACAAGCUGCGUGCAUUUUUGCGCAAAGAGUACUCGCACAUCGACUUCCGGGACGACCCCAUACACAUCCAGCGCUUCUUCAUCGAUGCGAAGCAGCGCGUCAAGCUCUACCAAGAGUACGGCGUGAGGAGCUGGAGGAUCUACCAGAAGGCGGGCGAGGCGGUGUUCAUCCCCGCCGGAUGCGCGCACCAGGUGUGCAAUCUGGCCGACUGCAUCAAGGUCGCAGUCGACUUUGUCAGUCCGCAGAACGUCGAUCGAUGCUUCAAGCUCACGGCCGAGUUCAGAGAGCUUGUGCAGGACUAUAAAAAGGCAUGGAAGGAGGACGUGCUCUCGCUCAGGACCACGCUGUGGUACGCCUGGUGCACCUACAGGCAGAUGGACGGCCAAGGCCCCAACGUGUGGGCCAAACAGAGGCGAGAGGUCAAGAAAGAGGGCGAUUCCCAAAUGCAUAGGAUCACUCGCAGGGUGCUGCAGGCCCAGUAA